AUGGCCAGUAAGGAAGGAGUUGUGCAAAACGGAAAAGGCCGUCAAUAUUUCAGAGGGGAGGAUACCCGCUUGAUUUUUGUGGAUCAUCUAUCCGUAGCAUUGGAUCAGAAUAAAAUUUUCAGCUUUAGAGAUGACAAAGACCUUAAGAAAGGAAAUACCAUUGCCCUAGAACUCCUGAAAGCAAUCGAGGAGUCGAGGAUUUCCCUUGUCAUUCUUUCGCCAAACUAUGCUUCUUCAACAUGGUGCUUGGAUGAGCUGGUGAAGAUUCUCCAUUGCAGCCAAGAUAUGGGGCAAGUGCUCUUACCGAUAUUUUACCAAGUGCAACCGAAGAACAUGAAUGGAAGGCCCGAAGCAAAUAUUGUCAAUGACAUUGUUAAGUUUGUACUCAAAUGUUUAAAAUGGAUGCGUGAAAAGACAGGAAGAAAGAACUUUGUGAGGGAACUUAAAGACUUUGCUGCUGAUGUGGAGACUCUGUUGGACGAGUGGAAAGAUAAAGCUGCUAAUAUGUUUGAUACAUUACAAGAGAUAGCUGAGGAUCUAGAGAAUGAGUUCGGAGAUGGAUCUGAAGACGAAGCUGCAAAUGAGAGUGAAGAAGAAUAA
Molecule: messenger RNA, 600 nt
Organism: Rosa chinensis
Lineage: Eukaryota; Viridiplantae; Streptophyta; Magnoliopsida; Rosales; Rosaceae
Product: toll/interleukin-1 receptor-like protein
Exons: 3
Coding region: 1-600 (199 amino acids)
Biological process (GO): signal transduction
Source: RefSeq, a predicted model, not a curated record